Besnoitia besnoiti is the source of this 2307-nucleotide messenger RNA. RefSeq names its product ATPase, AFG1 family protein. Gene Ontology annotation, cellular component: cytoplasm; mitochondrion. Bases 1 to 2307 code for a protein of 768 amino acids. Gene Ontology annotation, molecular function: ATP binding; ATP hydrolysis activity; calcium ion binding. The record is from RefSeq and is a predicted model, not a curated record. NCBI's taxonomy places the organism in Eukaryota, Apicomplexa, Conoidasida, Eucoccidiorida, Sarcocystidae. The transcript has 14 exons.
AUGGCUGCUCCGCCGCCUCGUGUUGCCCCUUUGGUGCCCUUUCUCAAGGCUACUCCUGCUAGUCAUCAACCCACUCCGUUCUGUACGCCGCACCGGUCUGUUGCCGCUGGCGCCUGUCCGCCGUACGCGAAUCCCAACCUCUGUAGGUCGCAGGGCAACAAUUUCCGCCAUGUGCGCCUUCAAGCAGCGCAGUCGCUUCACUUCAGAGUGUUUCCUUCCGGUGUAGGUGGGUCGCGGUCUGACGCUCAGCUGCAAGACACACGACCUGAACACCUUCGAGGAUUGCCUGCCUCGGGGUCAUCGCUCGUCCGCCCGGUUCUGAAAGGAACUGCACGGAGAGGCACUACGCCUGGGCGUUCACUUGCGCUGCAACCGUAUUCUUCGUCUCGAGGAGCCCUUCCAUCACUGGAGCAGUCGAACGCAUGCGAGGAGCGCUACGGCAACGCCACCGCGAGCUUGUCGUUCCUCCGUGAGGGACGCAGAACGACGUCAACCAGCUCCACUGUGGUUGCCACGGAGGAGGGGCUUGCAGGCCCCGAGGCGGCUAAUAUUCUUGGAAGGCUCCCCUCGUACCACGUGAAAAAGAAAGACUUGGUAGAAAAUUACCUCGAAGUCGAUCCGGACAAUCCUACCCCACUUCUUGAGUACUUCUCCGCCCUGCUGCGAGAGGGUAACCUCGAACCGAAUGACGCGCAGAAGGAACUCAUGGGCAAACUCCAGAUUCUCAUGGACAACAUAGAGGCGUUCAAUUUCAAGUCAGGCGACCCGUUCGACCCCAUGACCGCCCGCCCGCCUGGCGCGCCGCCGACGCCCUCGUCGCCCAAGAAGGCAAGAAAAGAGUUUAGAGAGUCAGCCGCAUCUGUCUCGGCAUCACUGGACGAGGUGAAGGAAGAAAUGGCGCCUCGGCUGCGCCCGGCGAUCCGCGGGCUCUACAUCUACGGCGGGGUGGGCCAGGGGAAAACGAUGAUUAUGGAUGCAUUCUACGACUGCCUAAGCGUCAAGCACAAGAUGCGAAUUCACUUCCACCAGUUCAUGGUGGAGGUUCAGGAGAAGCUGCACCGCGUCAAGGCCCAGCGCCGAUUCGAGGAUCCCCUCUUCGAAGUGGCGAAGCAGGUGCGGUCGCGGGCGCAGGUGCUCUGCUUUGACGAGUUUCAGGUCGUCCAUAUCACCGACGCGAUGAUCCUGAAGCGCCUCUUUGAGUUCCUUUUCUCCUUCGGCGCAAUCGUCGUCGCCACGUCAAAUCGCCCGCCGGUCGACCUCUACAAAGGCGGCCUCAAUCGCCAGCGCUUCUUGCCGUUCAUCGAUCUCCUCUUGGACUGCUGCGAAGUCUUCCACAUUGAAACACACAAGGACUACAGACUCAGCAAGUUGGCGGGCAGCUCGCAUGGAUUGUACUUCGUCCCGGAGCGCACACAACACGAGAUUCUCAAGCAGUUCACGGCGCUGACAAAGGGCGAACAGCCCGAGCCCGGUGUCGUUCAGGUGGCGAUGGGUCGCGAGCUCCAGGUGCCGCUGAUGGCGCAGGGCAUUGCGCAGUUUUCGUUCUCGGAUCUCUGCGAAGCUUCGCUCGGCACGCCGGAUUUCCUUGCAGUCGCGAGGAAUUUCCACACGGUCUUCCUUAGUCGCGUCCCCGAGUUGAGCGACAUGGAACAGUUUCCAAACGAGAUUCGUCGCUUCAUCGACCUCAUCGAUGUCCUCUAUGAGAGGCACGUGCGCGUGAUCUUCGACGCAGCCGCCCCGCCGCUGCGGCUCAUGGGCGUCACUGCCACGACAAAGCACUUCGAGGAUCUAAGACAGACUCUGCAGAAGAAAUUCUCCACGCUGCAAGCUUUCUUCGAGCUCCUCACGCCGUUCGUGGCGGCGGGCGAGCAGGCCAGCUACGAGGUGGAGACCGAAAGCAUCUCUGAGAAUAAAUGGAUCGAAGGAGCCCACGCCGUUGCAGGCGUUUCGGAGGAAACGGCCAAGCAUGUUUUCGAGAAGCUGGACGUUCACAAGAAGGGCGUGCUGCCGCUCGAAGCGUUCAGGUCGGGCAUCUAUUUCCACAUGAUGAACUUUGACAUGAAGCGGCCGUCAGAGAAGGACACGUUUCUCUUCCAGGGGCGCCCAGAGAGUCUCGGUCCGCCAAGUGCGGUGGGAUACGAGCUAUUUAACGAAGGAGGAUCCUCGGGAGCUCAAGACGUCCAGUUCGCCUACGUUCGGACGGUCUCCAGAAUCCGAGAUAUGAUUUCGACAAACUACCUGGAAGCUCACCAACAGAUCUUCAAGCUGCAAGACUUGCGUCUCUUCGGUGUUUCGACGUCUCAAUAA